AUGGCUUCCUCGGCCCGUAGCAGUCUGCUGCUGGCCGGCACCGUCGCCGUUGCCCUCCUGCCCUACCUCACCAUGGCCUACAGCAACUCGAGCCUCUCGACCGCCGACAUGCUGCGGGCUCAGCUGGCGCUCAUGAACGACCGCCCCGACGGCUGCCCGCCGUGCUUCAACUGCCUCUUGCCGGCCCAUACCUGCGCCCAAUACGCCGACUGCAACGAGUACAAUGGCAAAUGCCACUGCCCCGACGGAUUCGGCGGCGAUGACUGCCUUGAGCCACUGUGCGGCUCCCUUGGCCGCGGCAAGGAUCGGCCUAUGCGCUCUGGCAGCAGUUGUGAGUGUGAUCCAGGCUGGGCCGGCAUCAACUGCAACGUUUGCACCGAGAACAAGGCGUGCAACGCCCUUAUGGAGACGGGUGCUGGUGGUGUCUGCUAUCAGAAUGGCGAGGUUGUCAACUAUAACCACCAGAUCUGCGAUGUCACAAACAAGCAAAUCACGGGGCUGCUGGGCGAGCAGCGCCCGGAGGUCACCUUUACCUGCAAAAAGGAAGAGGCCACCUGCGACUUCCAAUUCUGGGUCGACGCCGUCGAGUCCUUCUACUGCCACCUCACCGAUUGCGACUCAGGCGCCGACUUCGGCGAAACAAAGAAUACGACCUCAUAUAAGUGUGAGCACAUCAGCUGUAGCUGCAUUCCCGGUCGCAUGCUGUGCGGCAAGGACGGCUCGAUCGACUUGUCCGACUUCCUGGAUCAGGCCAUUCAGGGCCCCGGUGGCUUUGCAUGCACUCAGCGGGGCGGCGGUUCUCACGACUGCGCCUUUACCGAGCCCGAAAUGGACAAGCUAAUUCACGAUCUCAUCGGAGAUUCCAGCAUUUUGCUCGACUGCCGCGCUGGCGAGUGCCUCUACGAGACAGAAGUGCCAGGCUAUCGGCGUCCAGUCAAGCAAAUCAACACGCCACUAAUAGCUGGCGUAAUUGCAGGCUGUGCCCUCUUUGUCGUCGCCGUGAUCGUCCUGACGUGGUUCCUUUCACGUCGCAAGCUCAAGUAUGGUGCUAUCCGCUUGGAGGACUCAGACGACGAGAGCACGAAGCUCAUGGCCGAUCACAAGCCCGCUGCCUUGUACUUUUCCAACGUCUCCUAUUCGCUCAACGGCAAGAGCAUUCUCUCCGGCAUACGUGGGAUCUGCCACCCGGGCGAGGUCACCGCCAUCAUGGGGGCGUCGGGGGCGGGAAAGACAAGCCUUCUUGAUAUCUUGGCACGAAAGAACAAGCGUGGUCUGGUCAGCGGCGACUUUUAUGUCAACGGCGAGAAGGUUGGCACCUCGGAGUACAAGAAAGUGGUGGGCUUCGUUGACCAAGAGGACACCAUGCUCCCAACGCUCACGGUUCACGAGACCAUCCUCAACAGCGCCCUGCUACGACUGCCACGCGACAUGGGUCGCGCGGCGAAGGAACAAAGGGUUUUGGAGGUGGAGAGGGAACUCGGAAUUCACCAUAUCCGCGACUCACUCAUCGGCUCUGAAGAGGGCAAAGGCCGCGGCAUCUCGGGCGGCGAGAAGCGUCGCGUGGGCAUAGCCUGUGAGCUCGUCACCAGCCCGUCCAUCUUGUUUCUGGAUGAACCGACGAGCGGUCUUGACGCAUACAACGCGUACAAUGUCGUCGAGUGUCUUGUCACCCUGGCCAAGACUUACAAGAGGACCGUCAUCUUUACCAUCCAUCAGCCGCGCUCCAACAUCGUUGCGCUUUUCGAUAGGCUCCUUCUGCUGGCGCAGGGAAAGACCGUCUACUCAGGCCCCUUCUCGCAUUGCCAAGCGUUCUUUGACUCGAUUGGUUACGAAUGCCCUCCUGGAUUUAACAUUGCCGAUUAUCUUGUCGACCUCACCAUGCACGCAGGAAGCAGCACCUCCGUUGACGAUGGCACUGUCGCUGCUGAUGUGUCGAGCCUAGGCCCCAGUAGUACCAGAGCCGUGAAAUCAAUAGCGAGCAUCUCCGGGGAAGACAGCAACGCGGAGCCUUCACAGUCACCGAGGCCAAGAAAUCUUCGUCGGGAUUCGGUUCGCGCCCGCCAGGAGCGAGAGCUUUUCACCAGGAGAAGGCAUGCGGUGGACACAGCAGCCUCUUCGGACGCCGGCGGUGAGGACGCCCUAGCCUACAGGCUCCAGACCAAUCCGCCCAACACCACGCAGUCCGGGCUUGAAGAGGAUCCUCACGACCUGCCACCGUCCGCCAUGACCGGCACAGACCUGGACCUGAUGACGCAGGCGUUUAGCCACUCUAAUAUUACCUCUGCCAUGCUUGCUGAGAUCCAUCAAGCCAUCUCAGCAGCAGGAGAGGCAAAUGGCGCCAACUCAAACGGCUAUGACACCGAUAGCCCCAUUGCUCUGAACAAAACUGCCAUGGGAAGGGGUUACGCCCGAGUUGGCUAUCUGCGACAGUUUCUGAUUCUUUCUCAGAGGACGUGGAAGAAUCUGUACAGAAACCCGAUGUUGAUGCUGACCCACUACGCCAUCGCCAUCAUACUAGCGGUCUUUUCUGGGUAUCUGUUCUACGGGCUCACGGACGACAUUCCGGGUUUCCAGAACCGCCUCGGCCUCUUCUUCUUCCUCCUUGCGCUCUUUGGGUUCAGCACACUUACCAGUCUGAAUGUCUUCGCUACCGAGCGCCUGCUCUUCGUGCGGGAGCGCGCAAACGGCUAUUACUCUCCGGCGACAUACUUCGCAGCCAAGGUUUUGUUUGAUAUCAUUCCACUGCGAAUUGUCCCGCCCAUUCUUAUGGGGUCCAUUGUGUAUCCCAUGACCGGGUUGGUUCCAGACUCGGCCCACUUCUUCAAGUUCAUCCUGGUGCUGGUCCUCUUCAAUCUGGCCGCCGCGGCGAUAUGCCUGUUCAUCGGCAUCGUAUGCAAAGACGGCAGCGUCGCCAACCUCAUUGGCAGCCUGGUUAUGCUUUUCAGCCUGCUCUUUGCCGGCUUUCUCCUCAAUCACGACGCCACGCCGGCCGGCGCUCUCUGGCUGCAAACGCUCUCUAUCUUCCAUUACGGAUUUGAGUCGCUCAUCGUCAAUGAGGUGGUUGAAUUAACACUAGUCGACAAAAAGUACGGACUGGAUAUUACCGUUCCAGGCGCGGCUAUUCUCAGCUCAUUCGGUUUCAACAAUAGCGCGCUGUGGACAGAUAUUCGGAACCUCGGUAUUUUCGCCGCUUCUUUCAUCCUUUUGGCUUAUGCAGCCAUGCACGUACUGCUUGUUGAGAAGCGAUAG
Molecule: messenger RNA, 3249 nt
Organism: Purpureocillium lilacinum
Lineage: Eukaryota; Fungi; Ascomycota; Sordariomycetes; Hypocreales; Ophiocordycipitaceae
Biological process (GO): transmembrane transport
Cellular component (GO): membrane
Molecular function (GO): ABC-type transporter activity; ATP binding; ATP hydrolysis activity
Source: RefSeq, a predicted model, not a curated record